Molecule: messenger RNA, 336 nt
Organism: Pollicipes pollicipes
Lineage: Eukaryota; Metazoa; Arthropoda; Thecostraca; Pollicipedomorpha; Pollicipedidae
Product: endocuticle structural glycoprotein SgAbd-2-like
Exons: 3
Coding region: 1-336 (111 amino acids)
Cellular component (GO): chitin-based extracellular matrix
Molecular function (GO): structural constituent of chitin-based larval cuticle
Source: RefSeq, a predicted model, not a curated record
AUGAAGAUGCCUCGCACAAGCUACGGCGCCGCCCCGGCCGUGCGUACCGUCGCCGCCCCCCUGCCCCUGGUUCGCAUCCUCGAGUCGACCAGCACCAGCGACGACCAGGGCGGCUACGCCUUCCGCUUCCUCUCCGAGGACGACAUCCAGCGCCAGGAGGAGGCGGCCGACGGCACCGUGUUCGGCUCCUACAGCUACAUCUCGCCCGAGGGCGUGCCCGUCAGCGUGCGCUACGUGGCCGACACGCUCGGCUUCCGGGCGGAGAGCGACGCGCUGCCCACGCCCCCGGCCGUCGAGUACGAGCCCGUCUACGAGUACCGGCCCGUCUCCCAGUGA